AGAUUAAGAUUAGAUAAACGACACGGACGAAACGCAAUAAAGCAGAACUCGAAAACUGUUCAUUUUUCCUGAGGGCGCUGUACAGCAAACUUGUCCUUUGUCUUACACAGCAAGCAGGCAGGAGCUGUUGAUAUCAUUUGCUGCGCUUAUACAACUUGUUCAUAUUACGCGGUUACACCUGGACUGUUGUUAUAAGCAAUACACGCUAGCUGCAAAUGGACAUCGGUACGGUUGUUUGUUGUUUAUUAAGUGUUCCUAUAUGCGCGCUUUUGUUUGUUAUCUACAAACUUGGCUUACUUUACCAGCUGUUUCAUAAGACUGACAGAAAGAGCACUCGACAUGGAGGCGAGAGUGUAGCAGAGGUGCUGGACGCUCAUGGCAUCAAGUUCAUUUUCACGUUGGUCGGCGGACACAUCUCUCCUAUUCUGGUGGCAUGUGAGAAACUAGGGAUCCGUGUUGUGGACACACGUCAUGAGGCCACAGCAGUCUUUGCUGCUGAUGCAGUUGCAAGACUCUCUGGUACAGUAGGAGUGGCUGUAGUAACUGCAGGACCAGGUCUUACUAACACAGUUACAGCAGUGAAGAAUGCUCAGAUGGCUGAGUCACCUCUGCUUUUAAUGGGUGGAGCAUCUGCCACACUGCUGCAGGGUCGAGGUGCUUUGCAGGACAUUGACCAGAUGUCUAUAUUUAAGCCUCUCUGCAAGUUCUGUGCAUCUAUAAGAAAUGUAAGGGAAAUUGUGCCUACUGUACGUAAAGCGUUGGCUGUCGCUCAGUCUGGAACACCUGGUCCUGUAUUUAUCGAGUUUCCCAUUGACACGCUUUAUCCAUAUCAUCUGGUGGAGAAAGAGUUCUCUCCUAAAAACACUCCAAAAGGAAUUCCUGGCACAAUUAUUUCAUGGUAUCUGCGCAAUCAUCUAACAAAUCUUUUUGCUGGGGCAUGGGAGAUCCAAGAUCUUUCACCUCUUCCUGUGCAUGUACCUCAAGCUUCAGACCAGACAGUCCAAAUGUGUGUAGAGCUGGUGAGCAGAGCUAAAAAGCCAGUGAUUGUUUUAGGCAGCCAGGCGACACUGCCUCCAACACCCGUUAAUGAUGUCAGAAAAGCUUUGGAGUCUCUGGGCUUUCCCUGCUUUCUGGGUGGAAUGUCUCGAGGGAUGUUGGGAAAGGACAGUCCUCUUCAUAUCAGACAAAACAGGAGAGAUGCUUUGAAAAACGCAGAUUUGGUGCUGCUAGCAGGCACGGUGUGUGACUUCAGACUUGGUUAUGGCAGGGUGCUUAGCAGACAAAGUAAAAUCAUUGCAGUCAACAGGGACAAGACCCAGCUACUGAAGAACUCUGACAUGUUCUGGAAGCCCACAGUGGCUGUUCAAGGUGACGUAGGUUCCUUCCUGUUUCGUCUCUCUAAGGGAUUGGUUGGACACAAAUGUCCUGAAACAUGGAUUAACUCUCUAAAGGAGGCAGACAAGAUCAAAGAAAAGAAUAUCAGAGGCAAGGCAAGUGAAGUGAUGAAAAAACACCUGAACCCUUUAAGUGUUCUCCACCAUGUGGAUGAGCUCUUGCCAGAGGAAAGUAUUAUUGUUGCAGAUGGAGGAGACUUUGUGGGCAGUGCUGCUUACAUAAUGAGACCAAGAGGACCACUCUGUUGGCUGGAUCCAGGUGCUUUCGGGACCCUGGGUGUUGGAGGCGGCUUUGCGCUGGGAGCAAAGCUCUGCCGUCCUGACUCAGAGGUGUGGAUUAUUUAUGGCGAUGGCUCCUUGGGUUACAGUUUGUUAGAAUUCGAUACUUUCAACAGACACAAGAUACCUGUAAUUGCACUGGUGGGAAAUGAUGCCUGUUGGAGUCAGAUCUCCAGGGAACAAGUGCCUAUUCUUGGAAGCAAUGUAGCCUGUGGCCUUGCUUUUACAGAUUAUCAUGUUGCUGCCAAUGGCCUUGGUGGCAAAGGUUACCUGAUUGGGAAUAAAGAAGAGUCAGUUCUUGAGGACAUUGUGAAAGAGGCACAAGAGGAGUGUAGAGAGGGCACAGCUGUGCUGCUCAAUGUUUUAAUAGGAAAAACCAACUUUAGAGACGGGUCGAUUUCUGUGUAGUGAACGAUUGUUCAUUGUUCUCCUGCCUCCCUUGUUCACAUUUCAUUUGUUUGAUAUAAAAUGUAAAAGACAUAAUUGAUGGCUAAAUAACAGAAUGACACAAAUGUAACAAAAUUAAAAUAGCUUUAUUUUUUCUAUCUGAUAGAAUAGAAUACAAGCUUUAAAACUAGACUGAUUUUUAAAGAAACAUUUCUUCUAAGGGGUUGCACAUUUUAUUGCCAGAAAAUCAAAGACAUUUCUUUGACUGUAUUUCAGUUUUUAAACAACAAUGAAUUGUUUUCAGAUUUUUAAACCUUUAAGCACUAUGGUAAUUAUGUUUAUAUUUAUGUUUUUAUUAUUAGUUGAUUAUUUUAAAGUAUACUCUUUGGUAGCCAUAGUAAAACUAAUAAUUAAAUAUGUGUGGCUAUGAAAUUAAUGAAUGUAAAUGAACUUGCAGAUUGAAGUUAAGUGGUUAAUAAUUUCAAAGCCAAGGCAACUGUGAUAAAUGUCAUAACAUUAACAGUGUCUAUAAUGGAAAAUCAGCAAUGAUUUAAAAAAUAAAUAAGUGUUCAACCA
Trichomycterus rosablanca is the source of this 2636-nucleotide messenger RNA. RefSeq names its product ilvB (bacterial acetolactate synthase)-like (gene ilvbl). Lineage: Eukaryota; Metazoa; Chordata; Actinopteri; Siluriformes; Trichomycteridae. Gene Ontology annotation, cellular component: acetolactate synthase complex. Gene Ontology annotation, biological process: L-valine biosynthetic process. The transcript is spliced from 15 exons. Gene Ontology annotation, molecular function: acetolactate synthase activity; magnesium ion binding; flavin adenine dinucleotide binding. The record is from RefSeq and is a predicted model, not a curated record. The coding region runs from base 216 to 2081 and encodes 621 amino acids.